AUGGAUGACAUUUCUUACAGCCUGAUUCAAUGAGUAAGUUUUACACAGCUUAACAAAAUGAAUUUAAGCCAUCAAUGUCAAAAACUUUCAGAGCUAUCGGAUGGUAUCUUGCUUUACGAGCUAAUGGCAAAACUGUAAAAUUUAUGAAGGUCACCAGAUUAUUUUGACAUAGACAGCAUAACGCUUGAUGCCCAUGAUAACUGAGCUCUAAAACUUGCUAAUCUUCGAAGGCUUAAAAAAGCGAUUGAUUCUUACCUUGACCAAAUCCUCCAAACACCUCACGAUCGAUUUGGAGAAAUAGAUUUUGCUAAUAUCGCAAGAAAAGAUUCUAUAAGUGAUCUAGUAAAUCUAAUGGAAUUAAUUGUUUUUACUAUCCUCAAAUCUCCACAAAAAGAAAACUUUAUCCAUCCUAUAAUGACACUUGAUGAAAAAUGCCAAACGCAGCUUAUGUUUUUUAUCCAAAAAAUCUUACUCCUUAUUGAUUAGUUGACAACAACCUUUUUUUGGGAAAAUUAGCAUGUUGAGAGUUAUCAGAAAAUUUGAAUAUUUUUUUGGAAUAAAUAUAUUUUAAUAUAUAAUUGAUUAUUAUAAUAAUAAUUAGUCUCAAGCAAACUAUAUAAAAUUUUAUGUAUUAUAUGCUUUUUAAAACAUAAAUUUUAUGCAGCAUGUGCUUUAAAAUAUAAAUUUUAUGCAGCUGUGCUUUAAAGCAUAAAUUUUAUUUUUUAAUAUCAAAUAUUUACAAAUUCGGAUUGAAAAUUUUUAAUGUAUAAUUUUAAUUAAAAAAAUAACCCCUCCGCUAGUGAGCGAAAAUAUUGCUCUCUAAUCAAAGGAGGAGCUAGGAAAUGACUUGUCAUCAAACCCUCCACCUCCUCCAGAAACUGAAAGACAAGAAGUCCAUAUCUUAAGGCACGAAAAAAAGAGAUUAACUUAUAAAAUCCAGGCUAUGCAAGAAGAGCUAUCAAAGCUUGCCUCUCAGCAUACAGAAAUUGCCAGUGAAAGAGACGAGUUAAAAGUAAUGAACACAAAUUUAGAAAGCGAGCUUGUCAAAAAAUCGCCUUCAAUUUUGUCACCAGAUAUCACUUUUGUAGAGCUGGAAUCAAAAAUAAGCGAAAAAGAAGGAAAACUUACAGUAAUACAAGAAGAGCUCAAAGAAACUAAAAAAAAAUAUGAAAACGAAAUAGCAAGAUUAAGGGACGAAGUUGAUAUUGCAGAUUCUAAUAAUAUACGUUUGCAACAAGCUGAAAAAUCUUUACAGCAAUAUAAAAAGAAAUGCGAAAAUAUGGUAAAUGCAUCAAAAAAGCUUUCAGAAGUGUCAAAACAGAAUGAUUAUUUGCAAAAAAAGAUAAAUUCGAUGGAAGAAGAAAUAAAUGAUUUUAAUAAGAUCUCCAAGGCAGCUGGAUAUUUAAAAGAACAAUUAGGGCAUGAAAAAGAAAAAAGCGAGUCCCUUUCUUUUGCAAAUGAAAAUAAAGAUAAACAAAUAAAGCAACUUACAAAGCAGAUAAAUGAAUUAGAAGAAAAAUUGAUUUUUGCAGAAAAUAAAGUGCAAGAAUUAGUAAAAGGGGCUGAAAAUGGAUCAAAUGUGAGUGAUGAUUCAUUCGGCUAUCAUAAAGUUAUUGGAGGAUUGGGUGAAGAAUCGAAUGAGCUGUCAAAAAAUGAGCAUAAAAAAGAAAAUAAAUUCGAUUUGCAUAGAUCAAGCUCGAUGCGGCCACCUUUUGAGCAUCUUGAUUUAUUAGCAAAAGAAAAAAUUAUUAUUCAAGAAAAAUGUGAAAAAUACAAAAUUAAAUGCAAGUCUAAAAGUGAAGGCUUAAAAAUGCUCCAGGAAGAUUUCAGUUCUUAUCGGCUUGAAAAAGAAAAGACGAUCCUUGAUCUUAAAGAAAAAGCAAGAAUUCUUAAAAUGCAAGGAGACACUUUGAGGGAAUCUUUAGCAAAUGGGCUAACAGAUAAAGUAAAGAUGGAGCAAUUACAGUAUGAAUAUGAAAAAUUAAAAACUUCGAAAGAAGGCUUUCUGCAAGAAAUUAAAAAACUUCACGAGGAGAAAGAUCUUAUGUACAGACACUUCAUUGAGUGCAGGGAAGAAACAAUUGUACUGCAAAAUGCAAGUAAUAAAAUUGAUUAUUUGAAAUAAGUUCUCUGUGAGAACAUUUUCAUUCUUAGACAAUUUUAUUAUGGGGUUCAGUUUUUCCAGUGACUCUUUUUCCAACUAUGCCAGAAGACCCUUACCCCCUUCCGCGGAGGGUGCUAAUUUUUUUUAAAAGAUGAUUCCCGGUGGAAUCAUCGAGUGGUCCAACUCACUUGUUGGUUGGUCCAAUUCACUUGUUGGUUGGGACCAACUCAAUGAUCCCACCGGGAAGCAUUGCCCUUAUAGGGCUACUCAGGGUAAAGCCCUAUAUAUAAAGCUUAUAGUAAUUUUUUUUCUUCGAAAUUUAAAAAAAUCCAUAUUCGAAAUAACUUAAAGCGAAUAUUCAUUUAAUUGUAAAAUUUUAUGUUUUAAAAUGCAAGUUAUUUAAAAUUAAAUAGAAUUAGUUAGAGAUUUAAUUAUAAUAAAUAUUAUGUAUAUAUCAAAAUAAUUUUUCUUAAAAAAUAAUUUUGUUAACCUACGGAGGGUGGGUUUUUUAGGCCAAAAAAUAGGGAUUUUUUCCAAUUUUUUUUGUUCACUAAUGGAGGGGAGGAGUUAGCAAAGGCUAGAACGGCUGGCUCUUGGGUUUUAGGAGGGUUUAGGGUUUCUAGUAUUUUACAUCCCAGAGAAUGGAGACCUUAUGUAGAGUAUGUGCAGGAGUCAAGCACAGAGAAGCAACGUGGCCGAUAGGUUUGGUUACCUGGCGGCUGAUAAUGUUAUAUGAGUGCUCUCUAGUUUAUCGAUCAAAAGAACCAGAUUUUAAGUUUGCUUUCAAAAGGAGGUUGCAAUUGCACCGCUUUGCAGAAAUCAAACAUCAAUUUAACAUAAUUAAGUAAAUAUUGCAAAACGCAGCAAAUGAUAAGGAAAUAAAAAUCAGAGAAAAAUCGUUGAAUGAGAAAUUAUUAUAUGAUAAAAUUAAUGAGUUGGCAGAAAAAGAAAGGGUUUCCAUGGAUAUAAUAGAAUCAUUGAAAAAGCAAAAACAGGAAGUAAAUGAAGAUUACCAUAUUAAGUUUAUCGAGCUUGAAAGAGAGCUUAUUACUGAAAAAUCCGAAAAAGCUUCAUUAAUUUUAAGAUUAAAUGAUAAAGACCAAAGAAUCGAAGAAAUCUUAAAAGAUAAAGCCGAAACUAUUAAAAUACUUGAAGAGGAGCAUCAUGAAGUAUUGGAUAGGUUAAAAUAUGAAAAUGAUAGGAAAGUUAAUCAGAUGAUCACGCAAACGGAAGAAGCUUUAAAUGAACUGCAAAAUGAACGGGAACUGCUUGCAGCUAAAUUGAAAUUUUUGAAAAAUAAUACAAUAAAUGAAUUGACAAAAGCAAAUACCGCAAAAGAGAUCCAAGGAUACUUACUUCAAUAAUAUUCAGCAGCAAAAUCUAUAUUUGAUUUCAUAUAUUAGGACAAUUAAUUAAAUUUUUAUUCAGAUAAAAAUAUAUUUAGAUAAGACUAAAUUAAUUCUGGAAUACUAUUGGUAGGCUUCAUUUUAUCUUUGAAGAGUUAGAAGAAAUUGCAAAAUUAAAAGAGAAGCUUGAACAAAAGGAAAGGGAUAACAUAGAUCUAAUUAAAUCAAAUAAAGAAUUAAAGCAGUGCUGGAAAGAGUCAGCUAAAUUGCUGAAACAUGUUUGGAGAGAGCUUGGGAUUGAAACUCAAAAACUUGAAACCGCAACCCAACGAAGAAGAGCCGGAAUAAGCAUCCUGCAAUAA
Molecule: messenger RNA, 3812 nt
Organism: Blepharisma stoltei
Lineage: Eukaryota; Ciliophora; Heterotrichea; Heterotrichida; Blepharismidae
Source: the annotation of a GenBank genome assembly